This is a messenger RNA of Cicer arietinum (chickpea), 918 nucleotides long. Its product is annotated as succinate dehydrogenase assembly factor 2, mitochondrial. Gene Ontology annotation, cellular component: mitochondrion. NCBI's taxonomy places the organism in Eukaryota, Viridiplantae, Streptophyta, Magnoliopsida, Fabales, Fabaceae. The record is from RefSeq and is a predicted model, not a curated record. Gene Ontology annotation, biological process: mitochondrial respiratory chain complex II assembly; mitochondrial electron transport, succinate to ubiquinone; tricarboxylic acid cycle.
AGGAAGGUAGAAAAAAGGUUGGUCGAUGUUAGCAAUAAGAAGAAUAGAGAGAGAGAGAGAGAAAAUAAAGAUUUACGUAAUCGGAAGAAUGGGCUGUUCUUCUGUGUUUAUGAAAAGAGUGUUCCACAGAGUGUUCAAUUCCUCAGCGAACACCCUUGUUAGGCCUCUUUCUGGAUAUUAUAGGAUUUCCCCUUUCACCUCCCACACUGAUAAUAACGAUACUGUUACUCCCUCCGACUCGCUUCAGAUCGAUUUAUCCAAUCAAGAGGCCAAAAGACGGUUGUUCAACAGGCUUUUAUAUAGAAGCAAGCAACGAGGUUUCCUCGAACUCGAUUUGGUUCUCGGUAAAUGGGUUGAGGACAAUAUUCACUCCUUGGAUCAUAAUCACAUUCCAUCUCUCAUUUAUCUCCUCGACCUCGAAAAUCCAGAUUUAUGGAAAUGGUUAUCUGGGCAGGAGGAACCCCCAGAAUCAAUAAGCAUUAAUCCUGUCUUUGCUGCAGUUCGAGAAGGAGUUAUGAAGAAUCUUAACAGCCAUUCUGCUCCUGAAACAAGAGCAACACCUGGGCAGCCAUGGGUAAGAGGCUGGGACGAUAACAAGAAAUUUCCGGGCGGCCCAAGCACCGGGAAUCAGUAGCUUGAGAAAAAAUGAUAUUGUCUUGGUAACAAUAAAUGAAUUCUUGUAUACCAUAUUUGUUAUACUAUAAAUAAGGUCUGAAUAACUUGAACUUGUUUGUUGAAGGCAUAUUAGGUACUAGAGAUCAGUAUAAAAGAAAAAAAAAAAGAGUGAAAACUAGAAGCUUGUGGCUUUCACUUUCAUCUAUUAGAUAUUUAUGGUUGGUGGUUACAUAUUAAACCUUUAUAAACAGCAUGUUUUUAUAGCUUAGUAAUAAAACAUUUGAUUAUGGAUUUUUCUUUUCA